Molecule: messenger RNA, 939 nt
Organism: Ambispora gerdemannii
Lineage: Eukaryota; Fungi; Glomeromycota; Glomeromycetes; Archaeosporales; Ambisporaceae
Source: the annotation of a GenBank genome assembly
AUGUCAUCUCCAACUCAGACAUCUUCAUCGUCAUCAGAACGUGCAAUUUCGCAACUAAGCGUAGAGCAAUCAGCAAACGCGUUUCGUUCGAUAUUUCCGUUGACAGCAACACAGUUUGUUGCAUCGCCAACACCAGAUGCUGCUAGUUACAUAGCAUACGAAGAUACUGGAGACAUUGGGGAAAAUUUGCCGGUAUUAUUUUUUGUGCCUGGAAUGGGAGAGCUCCGACAAACUUAUCGAUUUAUUGCGCCGCAUUUUAAUCGAGAAGGACAUCGUGUGCUAUGUAUGGAUUUAAGAGGAGCUGGACAGAGUACUGCAAAUUUUACAAAUUAUACACCAGAAGAUGUAGUAACUGAUAUGAUUCGAGUUUUGGAUCAUGCACAAAUCAAGAGUCCAAUCGUGAUUAUAGGGAAUUCGCUUGCUGGUGCUUCUGCGAAUAUUUUUGCUUCAAAAUAUCCUGAAAAAGUACAGAAUAUAAUAUUGAUUAAUGGAAUUGUCAGAGACAUGCCAGCCGAUAAAUUCUUUCGUCCGGCCUCAAGAUUGUUAUUCCUACCAAUUUGGGGUACAACCGUCUGGCUAACUUACUGGCAUACCUUAUUUCCCGAUCCUUCUCAAAAACCCGCCGACUUUGAAAUAUAUGCCACGGCGUUGAAGAAAAAUCUCUACGAAUCCGGUCGUUUGUACGCACUCAAAAUGUAUGCACAGGCUACCAAAGAACCGGCAUGGGAGUGUGCCACUCAGGUCACUUGCCCGGUUUUGACGAUUUAUGGUAGCAAAGAUCCCGAUUACCCGGAUCCAGCUGGAGAACCAGAGAUUGUUAGACCACGGUAUGCGAAGGCAAAGUCGUUUAAGAGUGUGGUGUUAGAUGGAUUAGGUCAUUACCCGCAUGUCGAAGACCCGCAAAAAGUAAUUAAACUGAUUUCGGAAUUUCUAUCUUAA